This is a messenger RNA of Oldenlandia corymbosa var. corymbosa, 2465 nucleotides long. NCBI's taxonomy places the organism in Eukaryota, Viridiplantae, Streptophyta, Magnoliopsida, Gentianales, Rubiaceae. The record is from the annotation of a GenBank genome assembly.
GGUGGGAGAGUCGGGGAAAGCAAAAAGCUCUCAACAUUUUGGUGAAGCCACCAAUACUACAAUCAAAACCGCCGCUCUAUCGCAGAAAAUCAACAAUAACACUUCCAAAAAUCGACGACAUUUUUGGGGGUAAUCAUGUCUGUGAUAAGAGCUAUUGGUAGGACACUUUUUUCUGCGGCAAAAUCAGAAACUUCACCAUCUGCUACAGCCGCAGCUGGUGCUUAUAGAACUACUGCCCGUCACAAUCCUCUUGAGGAAUUCUUUGAAGUUCACAGAGAAGUAGAGGGUGAAAAACCUAAUGUAUAUGGCAGGGGUUGGAAAGCUUCUGAAUUGCGCCUUAAAUCAUGGGAUGAUCUUCAUAAGCUUUGGUAUGUUUUGUUGAAGGAGAAAAACAUGUUAAUGACUCAACGUCAAAUGCUUCAUGCUCAGAACUUGCGAUUCUCAAAUCCAGAAAGGAUCUCAAAGGUAAGUAAGAUGUAAAGUUCACCCUGCAUGCUCUGUUUACUCGGUCAACUUACAAUGAGGUUAAAGCAAAAGCGUGAUAUAUGUUUCCUAUUAGCUCUAAGCUCUUUGUCAUGAUAUAGAAAAUCCCUUCCCAUAAAACAGCAUGGAAGUGAUUCAUGUUUACAACCAUUCAUGUAUGCUCUAGGGAGGGUACUCUUGCAGGUCUUUAAUGUGCGACUGGCUUGGCUCUUGAGAAAUGUCCUUUGGCAUAGUUGCAGUAGAUAGAUGCUCCUCUUCGUUCUAUCUCUUUCACAGACCUGGUAGAAAAGAUGUUGCUUGUAGGUGUGCAGUAACUUUUCACAGAGUUUUCAAGAGGAAAACUUGUUAGUGAUCACAUUUCGAUCUUGUAUAAUGUUUGAUUUUCUAAAGCCUGUCAAGGCGUUGGCAUGUUUUUCUAAAUUUCCUUUCUUAAAAAGAAAGUAUUUCUCUUUCCACCAUUUGAUGCACUUGUGUGUCUUGUAUAGGCUUUCUGGACCAGUAUAUAUCCAUAAAGUAUUUCUCUUUCCACCACUUCUUGUACUUGUGUGUCUUGGUUGGACUAGUGAGUGAUUUGUUCAACCAGAACAGAUCUCAGAAACCCUUCUAUACCUUUCCUGUGGAUUAUCCUGUUUCAUGAUGAAAGACUUCAAAUUGAAUUAGAAACCUAGAGUUGUGAUUUGUGCUAGAAAUAUAUUAAUCUGAUUCAUUUUUCGGCUUGUAAUCCGGUAUUUUUACUUUGGAUGGAUUUUCACUUUUUCUUGUUUAACUGGUAGCUGUUAAGCCAUAAUUCCUUGCAGUUAAUUAAAUUUCCCACUCUGGGGAUGCGGAAAAAGUUGAAAAAUUGGCAGUACGAACUAUGUUUAGAAACUAAUGACAGAAUCUUUAGCUGUUCAACUUUUUCACAGUAGGUCGUGGUCCCUGUCUUCUGUGUGCAGUAAGGACAAAUUUAACUGAUAGUAUACUUUUUUGGUCUAAUAUUUCUGAACCCUGAGGAACUUUUCAAUCAUUGUUCUCUCUAUUUCUGUAGCAACUGAACUAAAAUGGUUCCACCCCUGCUUUAAUUGGCUAGCGAGUGGAAGUUGCAACUAUGGAGAUAUGAAACAGUCUUUGGUGACCUUAUUCUAUUAGUUUCUGCUUGUACCCAUCCUAGAGAAACGUAAUUGUCACUUUUCCGCAUGAAUGCUUGUUUGUCCGGUAUAUGUUUAUUCUCAACACCAUUAUGCUUAUAACUUCUCCAUUUGGCCCUACAUGCAGGUGAAAAAAUCCAUGUGUAGGAUCAAGCACGUAUUAACUGAGAGAGCAAUUGAAGAACCCGAUCCACGAAGGUCUGCUGAGAUGAAAAGGAUGAUAAAUGCUUUAUAGUGGCUUUUGGUUUUAGUUGGUUGGAAAAAGCGUGGUUGUAGAUGAAGCGCGCCCUCUACCUUCUGGUUGAGUUGAUCAGUUAAUGUUUUUACCGGGGGUUUCAUGAACGUAUUAUGACUAUGGAAAGAUAGAUUCAGUGAUAUCAUUGUCAUUUGGUGUUUUCGUUAUGAAGACCUAGUUGCUAAAAAUAUUUGUUCUGUGGAAUUCUUGCUUUUGCCCUGAUAAUAUUGGUGGGCUGUAACAUGUUAGGAAAAGGGCGAAUUGAAAUCAAUUGUCCCCUACUCAAAAGUCAAAACGGAAUAUGGAAAACGCACUACAUAAAUAUUUUGUGAAAACUGAUUAUUAAUUUUUUUUAGUCACUCAGUGUAGUUUAACUAUGGUGAGUUUACAAAACAUUAUGAGGCGGGGGGACGCCAUUUGGAAUGCAAAUUCUUUUAAUUUUUUUUUUGGGCGAACUACAAUUUACCCCCGAGUUUUGGCCACUUAACAAUUGACGAGGCUUAAUUUGAUUGUGUUGGAGAUUUCAACUCACCCCCUGAAGAUCAAGUGUGACUGGAAAGUAAAUGCACGCUCUCGAAACCAACCUAUGGGAGAUCCAAUGAUGCAUAAUUUGCCUUGAA